Lytechinus variegatus (green sea urchin) is the source of this 693-nucleotide messenger RNA. Its product is annotated as glutathione hydrolase 1 proenzyme-like. The coding region runs from base 1 to 693 and encodes 230 amino acids. Gene Ontology annotation, molecular function: glutathione gamma-glutamate hydrolase. The transcript is spliced from 5 exons. The record is from RefSeq and is a predicted model, not a curated record. Lineage: Eukaryota; Metazoa; Echinodermata; Echinoidea; Temnopleuroida; Toxopneustidae. Gene Ontology annotation, biological process: glutathione catabolic process. Gene Ontology annotation, cellular component: plasma membrane.
AUGUACGAAAAUGAGAGGGAUGAUGCAUCACAGAUCGGUGGCCUUGCUAUCGCAGUCCCUGGGGAGAUAAUGGGAUACUGGGAGGCUCAUCAAAGGUUCGGUAGACUUCCUUGGAGAGACCUCUUCGGACCUUCCAUUGAACUUGCAGAGAAUGGUUUCACCGUUGGCCCGGACCUUGCAAAGACCAUGGCUAUGAAACAGUUUUCCGACCUUGCUACAAGCGACCCAGGCUUUAGUGAAAUAAUGCUAGACGAGGAUUUAAGCCUUCUGCAGGCGGGCGACACGAUGUACAGACGGAAAUUGGCCGAGACAAUGAGAGUGGUAGCCGAAGAGGGCGCCCAGGCCUUUUAUAAUGGACCUCUAGCUGCUAAAAUUGCAGCCGAGAUUCAAGAAGUCGGUGGAAUCAUUAGUGUGGCUGAUCUUAAUCAGUAUCACGUAGCCGUGAAAGAACCUCUAAGCAUAGACAUCAAUGGUUUGACGGCAUAUGUCUGUCCACCGCCGUGCAGUGGGGCGGUGUUUUCUCUAAUCAUGAACAUACUAGAAGGUUAUGGAUUUACUGCUGAAAGCCGGAGAUCUGUCCAAAACGAAACACUGACCUACCAUCGAAUCAUCGAGGCGUUCAAGUUUGCCUUUGCCAAGAGGAGUGCUUUGGGUGACGAAGACUUUGUAGAUGUCGAAGAUGUGAGAAUCUAA